AUGCCGUCGGACGCGAAGAAAAGGGCUCAGCAGAAGAAGAAGGAGCAAGCUAGCGGCAGAAACAAGAAGCCGGUGGUUCGUGUGACGAACGAAGACGAAAAUGGUAUCGGAACUAAUGGUAUAUCCAGGGAAGACCGUGAGCUGACGGCAGAAGAGGCAUUGUGCCUUAAGCUAGAAGCUGAAGCGAAAAUGAAUUCUGAAGCUCGUUCUUGUACUGGGUCACUGGCUGUGCACCCUCGUUCUAGAGAUAUCAAGAUAGCUAACUUUUCAAUUACUUUCUAUGGGAGUGAGCUACUUCAAGAUACUCUCCUGGAGUUGAAUUGUGGGCGAAGAUAUGGGCUAGUCGGACUUAAUGGGUGUGGAAAAUCAUCAUUGCUUGCUGCCUUAGGACGCCGUGAGGUUCCUAUUCCGGAACACAUUGACAUAUUCCAUCUGACUCGAGAAAUGCCUGCUUCAGAUAAGACUGCACUUCAGUGCGUCAUGGAGGUUGACGAGGAGAGAGUCAAACUCGAGAAGCUCGCAGAAAUGCUAGCCCACUGUGAAGAUGAUGAAUCACAGGAGCAAUUGAUGGAUGUAUACGAUCGUCUGGACGAUUUGAGCGCCGACACGGCAGAGGCGCGUGCUGCUAAUAUCCUGCAUGGUCUUGGCUUCACCAAGGAAAUGCAGCAGAAGGCAACGAAAGACUUCUCCGGAGGUUGGCGUAUGCGUAUAGCUCUGGCACGAGCGCUAUAUGUUAAGCCGCACUUACUGCUGCUGGACGAGCCAACAAACCAUCUCGAUUUGGACGCCUGUGUGUGGCUUGAAGAAGAACUUAAACACUACAAAAGAAUUUUAGUGUUGAUCUCGCAUUCGCAAGACUUCUUGAACGGUGUAUGCACGAAUAUCGUUCAUAUGAGUAAGCGCCGUUUGAAGUAUUACACUGGUAACUAUGAAGCCUUCGUUAGGACGCGCAUGGAAUUGCUAGAGAAUCAGAUGAAACAGUACAACUGGGAACAAGACCAGAUUGCACAUAUGAAAAACUACAUAGCGAGAUUCGGUCAUGGUUCCGCCAAAUUGGCGCGUCAAGCACAGUCCAAAGAAAAGACGUUAGCCAAAAUGGUGGCACAGGGUCUCACCGAGAAGGUGGUUGAUGACAAGAUACUCAAUUUCUACUUUCCGUCUUGUGGGAAAGUACCGCCACCCGUCAUCAUGGUGCAGAAUGUAUCAUUCAGAUACACUGAUUCUGGGCCGUGGAUAUACAAGAAUUUGGAAUUUGGCAUUGACCUUGAUACAAGACUUGCUUUGGUUGGACCCAAUGGAGCAGGCAAGUCAACGCUACUCAAGCUGCUUUAUGGAGAUUUAGUGCCUUCGACUGGUAUGAUCCGUAAAAACUCACAUCUUCGUAUUGGUCGUUACCACCAACACUUGCACGAGUUGUUGGAUCUCGAUCUGUCUCCACUUGAUUACAUGAUGAAAGAGUUUCCCGAGGUUCGUGAGCGCGAAGAAAUGAGAAAAAUCAUCGGUCGGUAUGGUCUCACUGGGAGGCAGCAGGUGUGUCCCAUGCGUCAGUUAUCCGACGGGCAGCGUUGUCGUGUUGUAUUCGCGUGGUUGGCCUGGCAGACUCCGCACCUGCUGUUAUUGGACGAGCCCACUAACCAUCUUGAUAUGGAAACCAUCGAUGCACUCGCAGACGCCAUUAACGACUUUGACGGUGGCAUGGUGCUCGUUAGUCACGACUUUAGACUUAUUAAUCAGGUGGCGAAUGAAAUUUGGAUCUGUGAGAACGGUACUACCACAAAAUGGGAGGGUGGUAUCCUCAAAUACAAAGAUCACCUGAAAUCUAAGAUAUUGAAGGAUAAUGCGGAUAGCGCCGCUAAAAUACGCAAAUAGUGACUACACAAUAGUAUAAUUAACCCACGUCGCCUCUGUAUCUUUAAUAUACUUGCUGGCUUUUCCUGCAGCUAAAUAUCAAAAAAAAACUGAUAAAAACAAAUUAAAUACAAACAGCCCUUGCCAUUCUCUUCCUCAUAUAUUCAAAUUUGCUGGUUUAUGUGUGCUGUCUUUUGCAAUAACCAUAUUAUAAUUCUACAUUUAUUAGUUACUCUGUAAUUAAAAGGGAAUAAAAGAGUUAUAUUUUCUCAGAAAGGAUCUAGUUUUCAAAUUAACUAUUGACGAUUGGUAUUUCUAAUUACAAUUACAUGACAUCAUAAUAUUAUGUGAUAACAGGUAUUUUGAUUAUAAUGUUAUUUAUCUGUAUUGAUUAUAAAAUUAAAAAGAUAUCUUACUAAGAAAUCUAUCAUUUUAGGUUAUCGCAACCGCAGUAGAUCGAUAAAUAUAGUAUUAAUAUAUUUUUUUCUACCUUCCCGUUAAGGUUAGCCAGCAGGGAUUACGUUUACGGAAAUUGGUAAAAAAUGCCUAUUGCAUUUUGUUACCUUGACGUAGUUUCCAACUAGGCUGUUACUUGUGUAUUAGUAGUUUUUGAUAUUCGUAUUCGCGUUUAUGCUGUCGCGUCUGUACAGCAAGCACACGUCGUUGCAAAUUUGAAAUCUCCUAUGCGUAUAAAUAUAUAAUAGUUUUCAACAUAAUCCAAUAAAACUACCUCCUGAAAAAUUAUUUAAACAAAUAUUUUUUUAGCACAUAGGAUACUAAUUGAUCUAAAAUAAAAUGCAAACCGACACUAAGGAUUUUUAAAGAUUGACGCGUAAUAAAGUGAAAUAUUGAGAUAUGGAUAUGGGAGUUUUUGCUGAGUUUAAGUAUUCAAAAUAACUUUCAUAAUAUAUGAAAACAUAAUUUUGGCCCAAAAUGUCACAUAGGUGAUUUUAAAUUUGCAACGACGUCUUGUAGUUUUUUACUGGCACACAAUUAUAGCAAUAAUAACGAUAAUAAUAAAAUUAUUACAUUACAUUAAUGGGCACUAUACUGUAAUGUACUUUUGCAUAUUAAUAUUUAUUUAUAAUAUAUAUUUGAAUUUUUGCGGACGUGACAUAAAUAAUUUUGUGAUACAUGUAAUUAUUGAUGGUAAUAGAAAAUUUUGCAAGUUUUAUACAAUUUGAUACAUUUGAGAAAUAAUUGUGAUACAUUUAAACCCGGACGAAACAAUUUUGAAGAUUUUGCUUAGAAUGUCAUUUCAAGGUCUGUUCGACACGCUAUCGGAGUAUAAUAAGUAGUAUAGCCGUUGUAAUUAUACUGAGACCUUAGAACUUAUACCUCAAGAUGGGUGGCGUAUUUACGUUGUGAAUGUCUUUGGGCUCCAGUAACCACUUAACAAACAGGUGGGCUGUGAGCUCGUCCAUCCAUCUAAACAAUAAAAUAAAUAAAAAAUAGUAUUAAUAUCCGGGUUUUACUGUAUAUAAUAAGUACUAACUAGCAUUUCUCUAAUUAUGACGAUUUACUGUGAUUUUUGUACCAAUGUUGGCACAGCAAUUGUUAAUCGAUGCUUAGAGAUGUAAUUGACUUUAUAAUGAAACGAAAUUAGCACGUGUAAUUGCAGUGUCAACUUUAAAGUCAACAUUUUGACGAUAAAAUAUUACUAAAGUAUUUAUUUUGUAAUAAUGAUGAAUUUUUGUUUUAAACAAUUCCAAGUCACACAAUAGGUUUAGUCGAGUGAACUUGUUAGAAUAUCAUCCCAUAUGUAUAAUAUCUGUAAGCUUGAUCUGAGGCAAAUUAAUAAAAUCAAUAAAAUGUCAAAACUAAUUUGG
This is a messenger RNA of Bombyx mandarina (wild silkworm), 3677 nucleotides long. Its product is annotated as ATP-binding cassette sub-family F member 2. Gene Ontology annotation, molecular function: ATP hydrolysis activity; ATP binding. Lineage: Eukaryota; Metazoa; Arthropoda; Insecta; Lepidoptera; Bombycidae. The record is from RefSeq and is a predicted model, not a curated record.